Messenger RNA from Zophobas morio, 813 nucleotides. Its product is annotated as putative nuclease HARBI1. Bases 1 to 813 code for a protein of 270 amino acids. Lineage: Eukaryota; Metazoa; Arthropoda; Insecta; Coleoptera; Tenebrionidae. The record is from RefSeq and is a predicted model, not a curated record. The transcript has a single exon.
AUGUCUGACAUUACAUCACUGUCUUCUCUGUCUUCUGAAGAGGAUGAUGAGCAACCAAGAAGAAAUAAUAGGCGGAUCAGGCACAUUCGCAAUAGGUCAGAUCCAUUCAUAGAGUUUGACGCAACAGAUUUCCGUAUGAGAUUUAAAUUUAGAAAAGAAACAGUUCUUGAGAUAUUACACAGAUUUGAACAUCUAACUGCACCAGCUUCAAAGCGAAACAAAGCCAUAAGUCCCUUGAAUCAAUUAUUGAUCACACUUAGGUUUUAUCCAACUGGAGCAUUUCAAAACUGCUUAGGAGAUCAUAUACACAUCUCACAACCUUCAGUCUCUAGAAUAAUUGCCAGAAUUACGCGCUGCAUUGCUCGUAGAAGCAACACUGAAAUUAGAAUGCCAGAUCCUAACGAGUCAGUACAAGUUUGCUCUGAUUUUUAUGGCAUUGCAAACUUUCCCAGAGUUGUUGGUGCUAUAGAUUGCACCCACAUAAAAAUCACUUCUCCAGGAGGCGAAAACGCCGAAUUGUAUAAGAACAGAAAAGGCUACUUUUCGAUAAAUGUUGAAGUUGUCUGCGAUGACCACUUAAUAAUUAGGCACAUUGUUGCACGCUGGCCUGGGUCAGUUCAUGAUGCCACUAUUUUUAAUGAUGGUCCUUUGCCCGUGAGUUUUCAAGGUGGAAGGCACGGAGCUAACAAUUUUCUGUUGGGGGACAGCGAUUACCCGUGCAAAUUAUUUUUGUUGACACCACUUUUGCAUCCUAGGACUCCAGCAGAAGUAGCUUACAACACGACCCAUAAAAAAAACUCGAAACACAGUUGA